AUGGAGAUUGAGGCCGUGGAAUCAAAUGGCUCGCACGGCGGCGCCGAUCGCCGGACACCCAAGAGAGAUCGCCGCAUCUUCUGGGCCUGCGCCUUCAUCCUCGCGAAUAACUGCUUCCAGUGCAUCGCCUACUUCGCCGUGUCGACGAACCUAGUGAACUACCUCAAGGACCGGCUGCACGAGGGCAGCAAGGCCGCCGCGAACGGCGUCACCAACUGGAUGGGCACGAGCUCCAUCACGCCGCUCGUUGCCGCCUUCCUCGCCGACGCCUUCCUCGGCAGAUACUGGACCAUCGCGCUCUUCCUGGUCAUCUCCUUCGUGGCCUACGUGGUGCUCACGGUGAGCGUGGCGGUGGCGCUGGAGAGCGUGGCCUUCUACGCGGGGCUAUACCUGUUGGCGCUGGGCGGCGCGCUGCAGCCGGUGCUGACGUCGUUCGGCGCGGACCAGUUCGACGAGUCCGACGAGGAGGAGCGCGGGCGGCAGAACUCCUUCUUCAGCUGGUUCUACCUCUCCAUCAACGUCGGCUGUCUGUUCGGCGGCACCGUGCUGGUGUGGGUGCAGUCCAGUGUCAGCUGGGAGCUUGGGUACGGCAUCCCCGCGCUCUUCAGCGUGCUGGCCGUCGCGGUCUUCCUGGGCGGCACCACCGCGUACCGCCGGCACCAGCCGCCGGCCGGCAGCCCGCUCACCAGGGUAGCGCAGGUUGUCGUCGCCGCGUUCAGGAAGUGCGGCGUCGAGGUGCCGGUAGACGCGUCGACGCUGCACGAGUGCGAGGACGUCGACGGUAUGUCCGCGAUACAGGGGAGCCGCCGACUCGCGCACACCGAUCAGUUCAGGUUCCUGGACAAGGCAGCGGUGGAGACGGCGACCGACAAGGCGGCGCGUCCGGCGAGCGCGUGGCGUCUGUGCACGGUGACGCAGGUGGAGGAGCUCAAGUGCGUGCUCCGGCUGCUGCCGGUGUGGGCGAGCGGCAUCAUCUUCGCGGCGGCGUACACGCAGAUGACCACCACCUUCAUCCUUCAGGGGGACACGCUGGACCCGUACGUGGGCGGCUUCCGCGUGCCCGCCGCCGUGCUCUCCGUCUUCGACACGCUCAGCGUCAUGCUGUGGGUGCCGCUCUACGACAGCCUCGUCGUCCCGCUGGCGCGCCGCGCCACGGGCCACGACCGCGGGUUCACGCAGCUGGCGCGCAUGGGCGUGGGCCUCGUCGUGCUCACGCUAGCCAUGCUCGCCGCGGGGGCGCUGGAGGUGGCGCGGCGCGUCGUCAUCGCGCGCCACGGCAUGUACGACACCAACACCGGCGUUGACGGGCGGUACCUGCCGCUGUCCAUCUUCUGGCAGGUGCCGCAGUACGUGGUGGUGGGCGCGUCCGAGGUGUUCACGUCGAUCGGGCAGAUGGAGUUCUUCUACGACCAGGCGCCCGACGCGAUGCGGAGCCUCUGCUCGGGCCUCUCCAUGACGUCCUCCGCGCUGGGGAACUACGUCAGCUCCGCGCUCGUCACCGUCGUGGCGCGCGCCACCGCGCGGGGCGGCCGGGAUGGCUGGAUCCCCGACGACAUCAACCGGGCGCACCUCGACUACUUCUUCUGGUUGCUCGCCAUGCUCUGCGUCGGCAACUUCGGUGUCUACCUGCUCAUCGCGCGCUGGUACACGUACAAGAAGACCGUGGAUUAA
Miscanthus lutarioriparius is the source of this 1671-nucleotide messenger RNA. Lineage: Eukaryota; Viridiplantae; Streptophyta; Magnoliopsida; Poales; Poaceae. The record is from the annotation of a GenBank genome assembly.